Molecule: messenger RNA, 3307 nt
Organism: Brienomyrus brachyistius
Lineage: Eukaryota; Metazoa; Chordata; Actinopteri; Osteoglossiformes; Mormyridae
Product: protocadherin-20-like
Exons: 2
Coding region: 94-2733 (879 amino acids)
Biological process (GO): homophilic cell-cell adhesion
Cellular component (GO): plasma membrane
Molecular function (GO): calcium ion binding
Source: RefSeq, a predicted model, not a curated record
GUAUGGAAGCAGUUCAGAAGAGUCUGUUUCUCUCAGAGGGAAAAUGUAUGAAGAGUAGGUGUUUUCAGUGUGGCUUGGCAAAUGUAAGGAAUUAUGUCUAAUAAGAGACAUCUAAGCCUCUGGCCAAAGUUCUGGGGUUUGUGCAUUCUUCUGCUUUUUAUUAGCCCUGUCUCCUGCUUUUCAAAUUUCAGCCAAGCAAAACAACUCAUCUAUAAAAUAAAAGAAGGCUUACCCACAGGAACACUCAUUGGGUCCAUUGGUGUUGACCUGAAACUGGAUUUUGCUGUUGACCCCCCUCUGUUAUUCAAUCUGGCAUUAAACAUGAUUGGUGAAAACUACAUAAGCUUAAAUAACAUAACAGGGGAACUGUACACUUCCCACAGAGAAAUCGACAGGGAAAGUCUUUGUCUUCAACUCUCAGACCGGCAAGACUGCUUCUUGGCCUUGGAUGUGUUCAUCCUUCCUCAGCAAUACUUCCAGCUGGUCAAAAUCAAAAUUCUUGUGGAGGACAUAAAUGAUAACAAACCCACUUUCCUAAUAGAGGAGAUCCACUUAUUUGUUCCAGAGAAUGCACAGGUAAACUCCAGAUUUGCGGUGGAGCAAUCUGCAGUUGACCCUGAUAGUGACAUUAAUGGAAUACAGACAUACUGGCUCGCAAACGAUUAUGGAAUUUUCACUCUGGAUGUGGAAGAGAACGAUGGAGGUGAGAUGACCCCGUUUUUGAUUGUGACAGGAUCCCUUGACAGAGAAGCUAUGAGCGUGUACACAACGAGCAUUAUUGCUGAGGAUGGGGGAUCUCCACCCCUGUCAGGUACUGCCACUCUAAAAAUCUUCAUUACAGAUGUUAAUGACAACUGCCCAAAGUUUACUGAAUCACAGAUCAACAUCACGAUGUAUGCAAACUUCUCAAUAGGCACCCAUAUAGCUAGUCUUCAUGCCUAUGAUCCUGACCUGGGUGAAAAUGGCAAGGUAACUUAUCUGUACAGUGACAGAGUGCCCAGAAGUUUAAGGGCUAUAUUUAACCUGGACAAAGUCACAGGGGUUAUUAAACUAGCCAGCAAACUAGACAUAAACACCAGCAAACAUCACAUGCUUUCAGUUCUCGCAGUCGGACCAGGCUGCAUACCAGCGGUAGCCAAGGUGUCUCUGCAUGUCAUCAGCCUAGUCCCUGCUCCACCAGUUGUGAUACCACGAUAUAUUGCUGCUGAAAAAGAUGGAAUCGUGUCCUUGAAGGAAUCUGAACCACCUCCCUCUCCAAUUGCAUUUUUCACCAUUAAAAAUACUGAGCAGCAAGAAGUGGACUGUCGCUUAGAGGGUGAUGGCCCUUUCAGACUGUCCACUUAUAACCAUUUAAAAAACGAAUAUAUUCUGGAAAUCACAGAUUCACUAGACUAUGAAGAAAUUCAGGAAUAUAAGUUGACUGUGGUAAGUAAUAAUUCUCUUGGUGUGGUCAUUAGAACAUUUAUCAAAGUACAGGUGCUGGACGAAAAUGACAACACUCCAGUUUUUGAGAAGUCCAAUGUUGAUUUAUUCAUCGAGGAAAACAACUCUCCAAAUGCAUUCCUCACCAAAUUGCAUGCCAGUGACAAAGACAGUGGAGGCAGAGGAGAGGUACUUUAUCUGCUGGAGCCUGAUGUUCCUUCAGUUUUCACUUUGGACAGAGUGACUGGGGUUCUUCUGGCAUCCAUGUCACUGGACAGGGAGGAGAAGGAAAAGUACAGCUUUAAGGUGAGGGCUAUGGACUGUGGUUCCCCACGUAGAGAGACCUUUGCCACUGUGACAGUAACGGUAUUGGACAAAAAUGACAACAGCCCACGCUUUAUCAACAAAGACUUCACUUUCUUUAUUCCUGAGAACUUUCCAGACCUUGGGGAAAUAGGAGUCCUCUCUGUGAGCGACGCUGAUUCAGGAAGAAAUGGGUUUGUGGCCCUAUCAAUUGUUAAUGGCAGUGACAUUUUUGUCAUCGACACUGGGAAAGGGGUCCUAAGGGCCAGAACUCCUCUCGAUAGAGAACAGCAGGGCACCUACUACCUGUGGGUUGAGGCCACAGAUGGGGGAGAGCCCUCCCUCUCAAGUGUCACAAUAGUCACCAUUUUACUUCUAGACGUCAACGACAAUGCACCUGUAGUUCUUUUCCCACAGUCCAAUCAGUCCUACCUGUUAGUGCAGCCCACUACUCUCCCAGGGACAUCGAUAACAGAGGUAUACGCUGUGGACAAAGACAGCGGCAUGAAUGCAGUGAUAGUUUACAGUAUCAUUAAAAGAAAGGGAGGUGAACCGGGGUCAUUUGAUAUUGAUCCCAACACAGGGAACAUUACCCUAAAGAAAACUCUGAAUUACAGAGGCCUGUACAGUCUGCUGGUUAAAGUCAGCGAUCACGGUCAACCGGAUCCUCUCUCUUCCAUGGUGAUGGUCAAUCUCUUUGUCAACGAAACAGUCGCCAAUGACAGCUAUGUGCACAGUCUGCUGACAAAAGAUGCGGAAAUGGAAAUGGAGCAUAUUUUAGCAAAGCUCGUGGAAGCACCUAUUAGAAAUGAGGGCUUUCCCUGCCGGCCUGUCUUGAUUGCUGCUGCUGCAGCAUGCCUAGGGCUGCUGAUGAUUGUGAUUUCUUUGGCUGUAUGGAUUUGCAGUAAAAAACAGGGAAAAAAGCAAAUGCAAGUUAAGAGACUGGAGGUGGAAAUCCCAUUGAAAAUGAACAGUGACAGGAACCAAAUGGAUACCUCAGAGAUAUAGCCACAGCUUGCUUCCAGUAUUAGCCAGAUUUUGUCAAUUGUACAAAAGUUUUAAGAAUUUAUUUAAUAAUAAUAUUAAAAAUAAUAUUAAUAUAAUUCAAUGUUUACAUUUCAAAUAUUUUAAGGUACCUGAAAGAAAUCUGAAAGGUCACAAAUGUGUAUGUAAUUGGCUGCAACAAAUGGAAAUCAAUGUAUAUUAAUGGCUUAAUGUUUUCCUAUUUCACUUUCAUAAAAUGACAUACAUACCUUGACACUAAAUAGGAUAAGCGUUUGGGGGAUGGGUGGAUUGAUAUCACAUCUACAAGAAAUGCCCAGGCAUUAUUAAGUAUUUAACACUGCAUAAUAAGUGCGUAUUCUAACUACUGUUACACUAUUAUAAGGCAUUUUUAAUUCCCUCUCAUUUCCAUAAUUGUCGAAAAAGUUUAAUUUUCUUUUUUUAUUAUUAUUAUAAUUGGGUAAAUCCUCUUAGAACUGUUUUCAGUUUCAAAAAGUCUAAAGGUCGAUUUAAACCUUGGUAUUUUUUAAUAUUGUGCAACCCUAAAAACCUAAAUAUUAAAAAUUAUAUGUUUUCAUAA